CGACUACUGUACCAAUCACUUUCCAAAGCUUGCCGUCUUAACCUCCACAACAUCUCCAAAAUGCGCCCCUUCCUAACCUUCCCAGGUUAUUUCUCGCAGUUCCCUUCUCACUCAUUGGCUUACCUUUACAAAGGCUAUCCCCCCUCCAGCCCAUCAUGAAUGCUGCUGCCAGACUCAUCCACCUUACCAACUGUUCAGUGUCUGCUACCCCUCUCUGCCAAUCCCUCCGCUGGCCCCCACUCGGUGUCCUCCACCCCUCUCUGCCAAUCCCUCCAUUGGCUGCCACUCAGUGUCCUCCACCCCUCUCUGCCAAUCCCUCCACUGGCCUCCACUCAGUGUCCUCCACCCCUCUCUGCCAAUCCCUCCAUUGGCUGCCACUCAGUGUCCUCCACCCCUCUCUGCCAAUCCCUCCACUGGCCUCCACUCAGUGUCCUCCACCCCUCUCUGCCAAUCUCUCCAUUGGCUGCCACUCAGUGUCCUCCACCCCUCUCUGCCAAUCCCUCCGCUGGCCUCCACACAGUGUCCUCCACCCCUAUCUGCCAAUCCCUCCACUGGCUUCCACUCAGUGUCCUCCACCCCUCUCUGCCAAUCCCUCCACUGGCCUCCACUCAGAGUCCUCCACCCCUCUCUGCCAAUUCCUCCAUUGGCCUCCAAUCAGUGUCCUCCACCCCUCUCUGCCAAUCCCUCCACUGGCUGCCACU
Messenger RNA from Staurois parvus, 701 nucleotides. NCBI's taxonomy places the organism in Eukaryota, Metazoa, Chordata, Amphibia, Anura, Ranidae. The record is from the annotation of a GenBank genome assembly.